This is a messenger RNA of Olea europaea var. sylvestris, 1625 nucleotides long. RefSeq names its product protein IMPAIRED IN BABA-INDUCED STERILITY 1-like. Gene Ontology annotation, molecular function: cyclin-dependent protein serine/threonine kinase activity; ATP binding; RNA polymerase II CTD heptapeptide repeat kinase activity. NCBI's taxonomy places the organism in Eukaryota, Viridiplantae, Streptophyta, Magnoliopsida, Lamiales, Oleaceae. The record is from RefSeq and is a predicted model, not a curated record. Gene Ontology annotation, cellular component: cyclin-dependent protein kinase holoenzyme complex; nucleus. Bases 282 to 1625 code for a protein of 447 amino acids. Gene Ontology annotation, biological process: positive regulation of transcription elongation by RNA polymerase II; protein phosphorylation. The transcript is spliced from 5 exons.
CCCCCUUGAAAUUCCUGUGAUUUCCGUAUAUCUCGCAACAAGAAAUACUCAAAUGUCUCAUUUCUCUCUCUUUCUCUUUUGCCACCCCCAAAAAGUUCUGUUCUUGAGGAACAUUCUCAUUUCUGCUGGGUAAAUUUUCUUUCAAAACAACGUUAGUGGUGUUAAUGUAGGGGUUUUUCACAUUAUUGAUCCCAACCCUCGUCCAGUCUGUGACCCAUUUCCCAUCUGGGUCGUAUCCGAAUCCUUACGGUAUAGGAGACAUUUGAUGGGUAUUGGGGGUCAUGGGUUGCGUUAGCUCCAAGAACGCUACAAUAGAAUCAUCUAAACUCGAUGCCUCCUCCUCUGCCUCAACUGCAGCGGGCCGAAGAAAUGGUUCGGGCCACCGUCUUCCUACGUUAUCUUCAUUGCGUGCAUUCGGGCUGCCUUUGGAGAAGAUUAAGGAGGAACCUGAGGAAGAGAAGGAGGGGGAAUCUGUGAAGAAAAGGCGCAGUGAUGUGGAAUAUUCCGGGAACUUGAGGGCUUUAAAGAGAGGGGCCUCCCAGAAGAAGGCUGUUUUCAGCUUUAAAUUUGGGAGGUUGACAGAAAGCGAGCAUGUAUCGGCUGGGUGGCCGCCUUGGCUCUCUGCCGUGGCUGGGGAAGCCAUUGAGGGAUGGCUACCUCUCAGAUCAGAUGCAUUCGAGAAAUUAGACAAGAUUGGACAAGGCACUUACAGCAAUGUUUACCGUGCACGGGAUGUGAAAACUGGUAAGAUGGUUGCCCUGAAGAAGGUACGGUUUGACAAUUUUCAACCAGAAAGCGUAAGAUUUAUGGCAAGAGAAAUAACGAUUCUACGCAAACUUGACCAUCCAAAUAUCAUGAAGCUGGAAGGCAUAAUCACUUCUCGAUUAUCAUGUAACAUAUAUCUUGUUUUCGAAUACAUGGAACACGACCUCUCUGGGCUGUUAUCAUGUCCUGAUAUCAAAUUCAGUGAUUCACAGAUCAAGUGCUAUAUGCGGCAACUACUGUGCGGAUUAGAGCAUUGUCACUUGCGAGGUAUAAUGCACAGGGAUAUUAAAGCAUCAAAUAUUUUAGUAAACAAUGAAGGAUGUUUGAAAAUAGCAGAUUUUGGGCUAGCAAAUUUUAUGAGAGCAAAGAAUAAGCAACCGUUGACCAGUCGUGUGGUGACUUUGUGGUAUCGCCCCCCUGAACUCCUGUUAGGGUCAACAAAUUAUGGGGAAUCAGUGGAUGUAUGGAGUGUUGGUUGUGUUUUUGCUGAGCUUUUUAUUGGAAGGCCUCUUCUCAAAGGCAGAACAGAGGUUGAACAAUUGCACAAAAUCUUCAAACUUUGUGGUUCUCCACCUGAUGAUUAUUGGAAAAGAUCAAAACUUCCUCUUGCCACCAUGUUUAAACCCCAGCAACCUUAUGAAAGUACACUUCGAGAAAGAUGCAAGGAAUUCCCGAAAAGUGCAGUAAACCUCAUAGAAAAAUUUCUUUCCAUUGAACCUUACAGUCGUGGUACUGCUUCUUCUGCUCUUGAAUCUGAGUAUUUCCAUCCCAAGCCUUACGCAUGUGAUCCAUCGAGCUUGCCAAAAUAUCCACCAAACAAAGAGAUUGAUGCUAAAUUCCGUGAAGAAGUGCGAAGGUGA